AUGGGUACAUUGCUAGCUACGCCGAUAACGGAAAAGUUUAAUGAAUCUGGUGAGGGCAAUAAUCUGCGUUAUGGGCUCUCCAGCAUGCAAGGAUGGCGUGUUUCCAUGGAGGAUGCCCAUUGUGCGAUAACUAGACUUCCCGGUCACCUUAAGGAUUGGUCCUUUUUUGCCGUCUUUGAUGGACACGCAGGCGCACUUGUUUCGGAACGCUGUGCAGCUGAGCUGCUGAAGCGUAUUGUGGAUACGGAAGAGUUCAAGAAGAUCGAUCCGGAGCUGGCACCGAGUGUACCAGAGGUGCGCCAGGGUAUCCGGGAGGGCUUUCUGGCCCUUGAUGAGGAGCUACGCAACUUGCCAGAGAUUGCCAAUGGCACAGACAGAUCGGGCUCCACAGCAGUAUGUGUGCUUAUCACGCCGAAGCACAUCUUUUUUGUCAAUUGCGGUGACUCACGCGCAGUGCUCAUCCGCGACGGCGAGGUGGGCUUUGCUACCACCGACCACAAACCCGCCCAUCCAAGUGAGAAGGAACGUAUUCAAAGGGCUGGUGGUUCUGUCAUUGUCGAGCGUGUCAAUGGCAAUCUUGCCGUCUCCAGAUCGCUGGGUGACUAUUCUUACAAGACGGCACGCGACCUCGGUCCAACAGAGCAGCUGAUUUCACCAGAGCCGGAGAUUACGGUAAUAGAUCGACAGCCGGACCACGACCAAAUGGUAGUUCUGGCAUGCGACGGGGUCUGGGAUGUGGUGAGCAAUGAAGAUUUAUGUCGUGUGGUCAGUGAGCGUAUGCGCAGCAUUGGCGAUCUAUCGAAGGUUUGCAACGAGGUCAUUGACUACUGCCUCUACAAUGGCAGUUCAGAUAAUAUGAGCAUGGUUCUUGUGGCCUUUGAGCCGGCACCCAAAAUGGAUUCGGAGCUGCAGGCCAAGGACAAACGCUUGGAGGAAACUGUAGAGCGUAUGGCAAAUGGUGCGUUUUCUAAAGGAUUCACCUCUCUUGACUCAUUACUUUUUAAUGUAGCCGACGAAAUGUUCGCAACUGCUCCAAUUACGAUUUCGAAUAGCCUCCGCUCAAUAAAUACGAUAGUUGGGAAUCGUGUUCGUUCACCGAACAUUGGAACUAUUCUCAUCUUUGCAGACAUUUUGAAUAGCGAUGGCUGUCCAAAGUCGACACCGGUGAAUCAUCUCCUUAGUCGUAUUCGCAGUAACCUGAAUGGCGAAUUCCCUCCUCAUGCUGUGUAUUGCAAAGGAGCCCUGGUUCAACGAAUAUUGGACGCUCGCGGACCUUCUACCUCGAAGGGAGGACCUGAAUGCUCUCCUGAUACAAAUUCUCGGUUGUCAAUGAUUCAGCAGUUGCUGGCCUCCUGUCAUGGCAUCAUACAGAACGGUUCUUCUUCAAUUCAACGCUCUGGAAUUGCUGAGCCUGUUGUGGAGCCUGCUGAAGAGGCUGAAAAGGUCAAUCCCUCUACGAACACCACCACAAACGCUUCCCCCGUCACCACCUCUGCUGCGUCGCCAACUGAGUCUACCAACUAG
Messenger RNA from Hydatigera taeniaeformis, 1524 nucleotides. NCBI's taxonomy places the organism in Eukaryota, Metazoa, Platyhelminthes, Cestoda, Cyclophyllidea, Taeniidae. The record is from the annotation of a GenBank genome assembly.